Dioscorea cayenensis subsp. rotundata (Guinea yam) is the source of this 962-nucleotide messenger RNA. RefSeq lists its product as uncharacterized. Lineage: Eukaryota; Viridiplantae; Streptophyta; Magnoliopsida; Dioscoreales; Dioscoreaceae. The coding region runs from base 88 to 651 and encodes 187 amino acids. The record is from RefSeq and is a predicted model, not a curated record. The transcript has 2 exons.
GCCAUCCAUCAUCCAUACAAACAAGAGCUUUGUUAUAUAAAUGCAACCUUUCAACCAUAAAGAAAAGCAAAAUCUUGCAUUUCGGAGAUGGAUAUGGAAGACUGGGAGAUGCUCAACACAGAAGAACAUGGAAGUCCAAACAACUUCACCAAAUUGGAGGAGGAAGAAUCAAAAUUCAAUCCUGAUAACGACGGCGUUGUAAACAUGGAUUACUUCACCUGCGUAUUUCCUCCCUCUUCACUGCUCAACAACAAUAAUGUUGAAGCCGAAGAUGUUCAAGAAGAUGACCUGUCAAAAAUAAAAGAGGUAAGAAGCCUUGCGCUGCUGCCGGAUGUACUAGCAGAGAUGGGGAUAAUAUCUGAACUAUUCAAGGGGAAUCUAGAGGAUGAUUCUGUGAACAUGAAGAUUGAACAUCCGAAAUGCAUUAUCAGGGAGUUCUACCAGAGUGAAGACUCGGAGGAUUAUAGCUCAGAGGAAUUAUCGUUUCGAGAUGAUGAUGAUUAUGGAGAUGGCAAUAACAAUGAUGGUAGUCAGUCUCGUGUGAAGUUAUGGGGAUCAAGAUUGAUAGGAGCAGCUGCGGCCACAUUGUGUGUUCUUCUGCUAAGUGGAUGCCCGAAGAGGAAACCACGGCUUCAGAAUCAGAGAUCGUAGGGUUUGCUGAGAUUCCCAAGCUAGAGGCUAGCCUUAGCACACCGGAAGCCAACUAGAGCUGGGUGACCUUGCUCAAUCUGUAGCCUUACUAGUUAUUGGGGGAGCCACAUUGGGUCGAGGACUCACAAAGUUGACUUUUUCAAGGCAGUGGUGCUCACAUGAACAUUCACCAAGAUUCUUUUCGGAGUCCUUUCUUGCACGUUUAUAAUGGAUCCAAGGGGCUACAAGCCUGCAACAUACACAUUUUAAUAUUGCAUGUGUAAUGUAUUGCUUUGGUUUAAGAGUCAAAGUAAAAACCUACUGAAAACUAA